Molecule: messenger RNA, 3885 nt
Organism: Mytilus californianus (California mussel)
Lineage: Eukaryota; Metazoa; Mollusca; Bivalvia; Mytilida; Mytilidae
Exons: 3
Coding region: 386-2533 (715 amino acids)
Source: RefSeq, a predicted model, not a curated record
GUACCUGAAGACACGAUUGAUAUUUAGACUGAAUGACGUCAUUAUAAUGAAAGAAAUUAUACCCGAAUUUAAAAUCCAAUACCUUAGGGUUUAUGAUUCAUGAGGAUAAAGUAUACUUUUAUUUGAUAGUCAAGGUACAGUAAAUUUGUUGAAUGCACCUAUUUGAAGUAAAAGUAGCUUAUUACUUACUUCUUACUUCGGUUAAUCUUUUUUAUUUUUAAAAAUAUAAUUAAUACCAGAUGUAAUAUAAUGUAGGACAGGACAUAAGGCACAAAAAGAAAACAAUAAUUCAACUACAACACGGAAGUGCUUGGAUAAACAUUAAUAAUUCAAAAUAGACAUUGGAAAAUCUAUUGGAGAAAUUGUUAACAGUUGAUCAACAAAUAUGGCUACCUGUUAUGAACUAGAGGUUGAUUCCGAAGCUUUCACGUGUCUUUGGCUGACACAGAAGUCGUUUAAUGAACAGCUUGCUAAGAAGUUCAAGAAAAUAACAAGCAUUAACGAGAUUGGUAGCAUUUUUCGUAAGCCUCACAUAAGCGUAUUGACUUUUUCGCAUGUUGAUAGUUUUGAUUUUAUAGUUGGUUGUCACAAUCAAUGUAAAAUUGUCUCUUUUAAAAAGAGUAUUAAGAUGUUUGAAGAUUAUACCAAACCCAAGGUUGUGGUAGUUUUAUUGAGCCCAACAAGAAAACAGGGGAUAUGUUGCCUCAGUGAGAAAGACUAUAAACUGAUACACAUUGUAGACGACGUCACUAAACAUCCUGCAAAUGUAGUGUACCUUGUUAAAGCCCCUGAAGACAACUCAAAAUACAAUAUAGAAGAUCUCGAGACAUUAAGCGAUGAAAUAAACUUGAAGACCAGUGGAAAGAUUAAAAAGAAUGAGAUAUUCAAAAAGAUAUUUUUAUCACAAGACGACCAACUUCAAGUUCGUAUUGGAGCGUGCUUGCUUGAUAGUCUUACUCGUAUUUUGAAAAGAGUUCAUGAAGAGGUGAACUUUUUUAAUGACUCAAUUAAAUAUAAAAUGACAGAUUUAGUACAGAAAAAAAAUGCUAAUAUCAACUGUUUUGAGAAAUUCAUUUCAAAUUCUGAUUUUGAAAUAUGCAAUUUGGCAUCACAGAGAUCAAAUCGUGUACAUAUAAGAGAUUUAAGUAAGCUUUUAACAAAGGAAAUUGAAAGUAAAUACUUACUCGUGGGAGGAAAGCUUUCAAAAGGCCGCACAAUUUGCCACCUCGAUAAAAAUAUUAAGGCUAGACUUGAUAUUAUUCUUAAGAAAAGAAAAUUAUUUUCGAGAAAAGUGUACCAUAAACUGUAUGGACGCACAACAAAGGCUGCAUAUACGACACUUACACGAAGUAUGACAAAAGAACGUUCAGUAGCCGAAGUCUCACCGUCAUCACAAGAAUUAGAAACAAAGAUGGGUAGAACACACUAUUGUUUGACAAUGUGUAGCAAUAUUCUUGUUAGAAACUAUUACAAAGAGAUAGCAAAAGAUGUUUAUACGGAGCUGCUUAAUUUUUUCAAAAGAUGUACCAAAGAUCUAGAAGACUUUUUGCAGAUAAUUUCAGAUGAACGGUCAAGGAGGGUCAACAGCUUAAAUAUUCAUGAGUGGAAAACAAUAGCGAUGAGAAAUGUACUCACUAAAGGGUUUGGAUGUGUUGGAAACAAUAUACGCAUUUACAUGAAAAAUAAUGAUGAAAAUGAGAAGACAUCUGUUUCCAAUUAUGUAAAGAAAUAUCUUAAUGACCCUCCUGGGAAGUACCAGCUGCAAAUUGAAUAUAAAGAACGCAAAAUCACUUUAUUCUCGAAACUCGAACAAGGAAGUAAAAUUAAUAAAAAAAAGAUUGCGACGCGAACUGAUAAGCCUAGACAAUACGGAUCGCUCGGAAUGUUUCUUGAGGACAAAAAUGGAACAUAUUUCUUUACUACUUGUGCACAUGUGAUUGGGAAAGAAGAGCAUGCAUAUUCGCCAGAUGACAAUUCAAAACUAGGUCAAAACGUUUUUAUUUACCAAUCAGAGGGCAAUGAAAACGACCAACAAAACCCUUACAUGGAUUUUUCGGUAGUUCAGGUGUCUCCAGAAAGAACCUUAACCUGCACAUUUGGUCUAAAAACGACUGGCGGUUAUUUCAUUUCCGGUCGAAUAUUCAAAGGGGACUUGUCAGAAAUUUUAGAGCGAAAUGUUUAUAAAUGGGGCGCAACAACACCUUAUUUAAGAAAAGGCAAGUGUGUUGGAUUUGAGGAUGAAGGCUCUCUUUUGUGUCUAACGGUAGAUACUAAAAAAUUUGCAGAAGAGGGCGAUAGUGGAGCCAUUGUUUGUGUUGGAGAAGAUGUGGACACGGGAUUAGCUGCAUUUGUUAUCGUUGGCGGUUCUAUUGACGAUUCCGAAUCUGCAAGUGCUUCAACAUACGGAAACAGCUAUUUAGUUUAUAAAGUAUCGGAUGCUCUUGAUAAAGUGUCUGAAAUGAGGCCAUGUUUGAUCCCAGGCAAAAGAACGAUUCCAAUAUCCUCAUCAGUUUCAGACUUAGAGCACCUCUAACCGUAAAGGAACCAAAAAUGCUGAAAGUCGUUAACACAAUUAGAAUAUGCAUUAUACACCAUUACACCAUAAUUACAACAUGUUCUAACGCCUUUUUGCCUUUCAAAUGUGAAACACCUAUGUGUCAGUGACUGCUUUAGAAUUUUCGUGAUUAGUUCCGUUUCUCAGAUUUUAUAAUCAACUUUGCAACUCUUUUCGAUAUGAGUGUAUGGUAAAAAAAAGUCCAUCUGACAGGAAUCAUCUUGACUUGUCCUCUUCCAUGGAACCUUGAUAUUGUUAAGUUCAUGUGAUACUUUUAGUUAUACCAUGAUAUUUAAGACUGUUCACCUAGAAUUCAAUAUCAAUCAAAAAGGCGACAGUAGAAAAUUUUACACGCAUGUUCUAUCGUUUUUUUUUUAAAUCAAAGGCCUAUUCAAAAAACAAUUCCAGAAAUUUUUUAAAGCUUUCUAAUUUAGAAUUUAGUAAAUUAUGAAUUACAUUAAAAAGUUCAUUCUUUAAAUCCUAAUUUGAAAAUUAACACACUAUUUGUGUUACAAACUGUUGUAGCAACUAAAGAAAUUUCAGUUAUAUCUCUUUUAAUAUCUAUUGACAAAGGUCUAUAGAUUCCGUCUCCUCACACAUAGUUUUCUUAAUUUUACCACUACCCUGUUGGAAGCAUUAUGAGUAAAUCCAUUCCUGUCUACAGCAAGUCGACCUCGAUAAAAAGGUUGGCGUGUGUAUGUGUCCACACAGUUUGCCAGCCAUUCUGCAAACUGUUUUUUAACUUAAGGUUGGUACCAUGAAUCUCACUUUAAUCAAUAAACACGGUGAACACAAAUAACUUUUAGGUAUUCUGAUGACAUAUUUUUUUUCAAUUCAGGAUAAAAAAUCUUCUUGUUCGUGUUUCGCUGAUAACAAAUAUAUUACCAUCACUAGCAUUUAUGAUGGGACUCAGUAGGAGUCAGAGGUUUGGUUUUGAUACUGUAAACCAACCAGUCCAAAAAUAACGCGAUUAUAAAUCUUCAUGAAUAUUCAAAUCUUGGAUCUAAGACGAUUAGGGUUAAACGGCAGAAAAAAUUAUUUUACAGUCCUUUUACUAUUGUCUACAAUAAUCAUUGUCUCUAGAUUGAAAAAAAAUUCAAAGUUACAGCUAUUUUAUCAUCUUUAACAUAGCACACAUCAUAUGGAUCUCAUUUAUAUGAUUUCAUUUAUGUAAUAAAGAUUUUAUCGCUUCUUAACUGAAUCAAACGAUGUGUAAGUAAAGUGCAAAAUACUAAGGAAAACACAUAAAAAACGCAAAUUUAUCUUGUAAUAAUAAAUGUAAACACUAUUUGUUUUAAAAAGAAAAUUGAAAGAAAGCUAGUGCUUAAAAC